AUGGCCCGUAGCUGCGAAAUGAAUCAAGAGGGCGCCGGACGGACUGUCGGCAGUGGUCCGAAUCUCGGAGGUCAAGGAAUGCAGCUCAUGAGCUCUACCGGCGACGCCGGAUAUCACCAAAAAGCCCAAGGCUUCCGCGUGAUCAAAGUCCAGUAUCGCGAUCAGCUUCUGGCGGGCGUUUCUGGGCAGAAAAGGGCGGCCUGGAAGACACCGCCCGCUCUGAACUAA
Molecule: messenger RNA, 228 nt
Organism: Penicillium chermesinum
Lineage: Eukaryota; Fungi; Ascomycota; Eurotiomycetes; Eurotiales; Aspergillaceae
Exons: 2
Coding region: 1-228 (75 amino acids)
Source: RefSeq, a predicted model, not a curated record